AUGGCUUUUCGUCAGAAGAAUCCACAGUGCUCACUUGAUCAGCCCCUUCAGACCUGUAGUAGGACCCAAGGCCUGGAGGGUGCAGAGGCGUCCGCGGCUGCGGAGAAGGCCUGUCUCUCCUCCCACCCUCCAAUGCCUGGCAGUUUGAAGGAGGCUCCUGAUGCUGGUGUCCUCAGUUCUCCUGAGAGUCCUCAGAGUGUCUUCACCUCCUCUGUUGUCACCACAGCCACCCCAUCAAGCAAAUCGGGUGAGGGAUCCAAUAGCCAAGAGGGGAAGGGUAGCAGCUCAGAGGCAGUUCCUGAUCCCAAGAAUGUGCCCCUAGAUGCUUUAGAUGAAAAGGCGGCUUGGUUGGUGGAUUUCCUGCUGCACAAGUAUGAAGUGAAAGAGCCAAUAACCCAGGCAGAAAUGUUGAAGAUUGUCAGCAAAGAGUACCAAGACCACUUCACUGACAUCUUACUGAGAGCCUCUACGCGCAUGGAGGUAAUCUUUGGCCUUGAUGUGAGGGAAGUGGAUCCCGUCCUGCACCGUUAUGCCAUUCUCAUCAAAUUGGGCCUCACCUAUGAUGGGAUGUGGCAUGGUGUAAAGGGCGUGCCCAAGACCGGCAUCCUGAUACUUCUCCUGGGGGCCAUCUUCAUGAAGGGCAACCAUGCCACUGAGAUGGAAAUCUGGGAAAUUCUGAGUGUGAUGGGGUUACAGCCUGGGAAGAAGCACUACAUCUUUGGAGAUAUCAGAAGUCUCAUCACCAAAUAUUUUGUGGAGGAGGGAUACCUGUUUUACCAGCAGGUGACCAACAGUGAUGCUCCACAAUUUGAAUUCCUGUGGGGCCCAAGAGCCCACGCUGAAACCACCAAGAUGCAAGUCCUAAGGUUUCUGGCCAAGGUUUAUGGGACUGACCCAAGAUUUUUCACAUCUCAGUAUGAGGAAGCGUUUGAGGAAGAAGAAGAGAUAUUUCGGGCCAGAGUUGGUAUCGCAGCUAUUGAUUAUCGUGGCCACUGCCAGUUCUAA
This is a messenger RNA of Pteronotus mesoamericanus, 1005 nucleotides long. RefSeq names its product melanoma-associated antigen B16-like. The transcript has a single exon. Gene Ontology annotation, cellular component: nucleus. Lineage: Eukaryota; Metazoa; Chordata; Mammalia; Chiroptera; Mormoopidae. The coding region runs from base 1 to 1005 and encodes 334 amino acids. Gene Ontology annotation, biological process: negative regulation of transcription by RNA polymerase II. The record is from RefSeq and is a predicted model, not a curated record.